AUGGGCAUUGAAGAGGAGGCAGACAGAACACUUUUUGUACGAAAUCUGGAUUCGAGGGUGACGGAGGAACUACUUUUUGAACUGUUUUUACAGGCUGGACCUCUCGUCAGAACCAAAAUCCCGAAAGACAACGAUGGGAAGCAAAAGACGUUUGGUUUUGCAGUUUACAAACACGAGGUGUCUGCGCCCUACGCCGUGCAGCUUCUGAACGGGGCGAUGUUGUUUGGGAGAACACUUCAUGUACAGUUCAGAUCUGGAAGCAGUCAUGGCAAUAGUCCAGGAAAGACGCAAAAUUCUAAUCCCGCAAAUACUCCUAAUCCCCAUGGUGCAAGGAGCCCAGUUCAGUUCAAUUCUCCACCGUACACACCUCCGCAAACGCAGCGCUCAUUCUUCAGUCCAGACAACAAUUUACAGAAGCAUGCCAUGAUGAACAAUAUGAUGUGGUACACGCAGCAGAUGCAGCACCUUGAACAGUUAACUCCACAGUCUUUAUCAAGACCUGGAGGUAGUUCAAGGCACGACAACACACCGUACAGGCAGAACAACGAAAGCAGAGGUUGUUUAUACGUGAUCCACUCAUGGGAGUGUGUAUAUAGGAACCAAACCAGAGAGGGAGACACCAUGCACUGUCAAGCCGAGCUGAGGCUCUCCACUCCCGGGCAGCUCAAAGCGGCAAGAAGACGCUACAAGACGUUCAUGAUCGAUGAGAUUCUGUCCAAAGAGACUUGUGAUUAUUUUGAGAAACUUUCUCUUUACUCUGUGUGCCCUUCGCUCAUCGUCAGACCCAAGCCGCUCCAUUCAUGUCCAGGCUCUCCGUCUCUGCGCGCCUACCCGCUCCUGUCUGUGAUCACGCGGCAGCCCCCCACCCUGGUCGCCUCUUCACACCUGCCCCGGGACGGCUCCCCCCACCUGCCUCACGCCCACGGGCAGGAGCCGUGUCCCAGCCAGACCCCCCUGAGCAUCAGCAGCGAGUCGGACACGGAGCUGGGCACGCCCCGCCUCAAGAAGCCCAGACGCAGCCGCACCAUCUUCACCGAACUGCAGCUCAUGGGCCUGGAGAAGAAGUUCCAGAAGCAGAAGUACCUCUCCACACCGGACCGGUUAGACCUCGCGCAGUCUCUGGGACUCACUCAGCUCCAAGUGAAGACGUGGUACCAGAACAGACGCAUGAAGUGGAAGAAAAUGGUGCUGAAAGGCGGUCACGAGGCCCCCACUAAACCCAAAGGGCGACCAAAGAAAAAUUCCAUCCCCACGACGGAGGAGAUUGAGGCCGAGGAGCGCAGACUACAGCUGGAGGAGGAGAGGAGGCGGCGAAUGGAAGGCGGGACGGCGAGCGAGCAGGACGAGGAACAAGAGGUGUUUUUGGACACGGAAACGGAACCUCACAACACGCAGGAAGAAGCCGAGAAGAUGCAGCUCGUAAUGCCGCCAGAGUGCCAAAACACAAGUUAA
Knipowitschia caucasica is the source of this 1452-nucleotide messenger RNA. Lineage: Eukaryota; Metazoa; Chordata; Actinopteri; Gobiiformes; Gobiidae. The record is from the annotation of a GenBank genome assembly.